AUGUCAAGCAUCGCGUCUGAACUUCCUGUAGAGCUGCUGCGACGCAUCUUCUCCUUCCUACCCGAGAUCCCUCCCGUCGCGCCCAAGAGCUGGAAGAAGAACGUGGAAUACGCUCUGGCCCCUCCUCUCCCGUCCACCGUCACGAUCAGCGACGAUGCGGUCUCGCGUCGCGGCUGGGCCAAUGCAGCCUUCAUAUGUCGGCAUUGGCGCGAGGUAGCGUUCUCGAUGAACCGGACGAUACCCAUCAGGAUUGCGCCGGAAGAGUCGCAGAAGGACAUCAGAAGGCGCAUCGCUACUGUGUUUGCCCCUCUGCCUGUCACCAUACACGUGGAGCAACAUCUCAUCGAGAAUUGUGGAUUUGGGCACGGAAGCCCUCCCUACAUCUAUACGCACUGGUCUUUCACGGGUCAAACUGAAGGACCAGAAGCCGCCCCCAUGUUGCGCUUGGUCGUCGCCCUCCGUGGGCGUGUCACAGGGAUCUACGCGUACCUCUGCAACACCCUCCGCUCUAAUGGGUACAGGAUAACCCUGACCCCACGUCUAGCUGACUUCAUUCGCCUCGCCUCUCAACUCUUGCCCUCGACAUUCAACAAGUUGCAUAUCAUCGCUCCCGGGCGGAACCGUCGUCACGGACCCGAAGCAACUCGGUACCUCGAGGACGGCGUCUUGGAUUUCCCGGACCAUCUGCUAGAGAACAGAGUGCUGGAUGCAUUGGAGCUGAGGGACUGCCACUUUGCCGAUCCGGGCCCAGUCUUCGCGCACACCAACCUUCGCGAGCUCACACUUAUUGCCUCUACAAACUCUUGGCCACUUCCGCCCAGCGCUGGUCUCAAACAGCUCGAAUCUUUGUGUCUCACGCUUGAGAGCAUACCGAAGAAGGACACGAUAGCGAGCAUGGGGCAGAUCGAGCUACCGUCGCUUCAACACCUCUACCUUGGAGGUUACAUGUACAAUACCGGUGCUCUGCUUGCAAAGCUAUCCUUCCCGGCAUCUACUUCCAUCGAGCUACGCUGCGACUACAACGCCAACACCGUUGUUGAGCACAUUUGUCCGCUCGUCACCCCACUCGCACAGCAUUUCGAAGGAUCUUGCGCUCGAGGCGAAGGUUUCACCGACGUCACUCUACGUGUCGGGCGGCUGGAUGUCGAGAUGACAUGUAGCGCGCCCGUGCGACGCGGAUCCUACUCCCUGCUGUCGCCAUCGACCUCUUUCACCGUCAGCCUAGCAUGCCGUAUACUCAUACUCAGAAAUCAUCCGGAGCGGGCCCGUAACUUCACGACGGCCAUAUUCGAAGACCUAGUGGGGGGCAUCUGCGCGCGCGUGCCUCAUGCCGCCGGUGUAGAGCAGACACUGGAGGUGACCGUACCUUCCAAUCAGUUACUGGACUCUUCGUAUGGCUAUUGGGUGGAAGCUGCGGUUGCCUUACGCGACAUCACCGACGUCCGCGUCGACUACAACACGGCCCAACAUCUACUCCAGUUCAUCCAGGCUCGUCGUGCCUCACAAGCCGACGUCCCCUUCCCGCGCCUGCGCCGCUGUACGGUUUUAGCAGCAGAUCAUGACGAUGUACACUCGGAGAGAACACGCCGGUCCUUGCAGGAGGAGUUCGAGCGACGUGGCGUACAAGACGCUGUUUCUUGCGGGGAUCGGAGGUUGUGA
This is a messenger RNA of Peniophora sp. CBMAI 1063, 1659 nucleotides long. The record is from the annotation of a GenBank genome assembly. Lineage: Eukaryota; Fungi; Basidiomycota; Agaricomycetes; Russulales; Peniophoraceae.